Sugiyamaella lignohabitans is the source of this 1551-nucleotide messenger RNA. RefSeq lists its product as uncharacterized. Lineage: Eukaryota; Fungi; Ascomycota; Dipodascomycetes; Dipodascales; Trichomonascaceae. Gene Ontology annotation, cellular component: membrane. Gene Ontology annotation, biological process: biotin import across plasma membrane. The record is from RefSeq and is a predicted model, not a curated record. Bases 1 to 1551 code for a protein of 516 amino acids. Gene Ontology annotation, molecular function: biotin transmembrane transporter activity; solute:proton symporter activity; dethiobiotin transmembrane transporter activity. The transcript has a single exon.
AUGGAUUCCCCAUCCAAGUCCAUUUCAAGCGAAGAUGUCGCUGUCUUUGACAGUAAGAUACAGACGUAUCAGACGGUAACUGGGCAGGAGGAGUCAUUUGAGUUUAGCGAGCUCGAACAGAAAAAGCUGGAUAAAAUUUACAGGAAAAUAGACUUUCGCAUCUUGCCUGCUUUAUUUACAUUAUAUUUCUUAACGUCGUUUGCUGACUCGGCGUAUGGUGUAGCUCUUACCAUGAAUAUGGAACAGGGCCAUUCAGUUAUCCAGGCACUUAAACUCAGUCCUAAUGAUGUAUCUCUGGCUACUGCGCUAAACUUUGUGGGAUUCAUUGUUUUUGAUGUCCCUAUGAACCUAAUAAUGACUCGGGUUGCUCCUCAGGCCUGGAUGUCUCGUAUUGUCAUCUCAGUUGGUUUGGUAUAUGCAUGCUUUCCUGCUAUAACUUCGGCCAGUGGCCUGACUGCUGCUCGAUUCUUCGCAGGAAGCUGUGUAGCUGGAUGUUGGCCUGGUAUGGCUUACUUCAUUUCACUUUGGUAUCCUAACCGCCGUAAAGCUCGCAGAAUUGGCUACUAUUUUACUGCUGCACAAUUGUCAGCAGCUGUAGCUGGUCUUGUCUCGGCAGGAUUCCAGAAAAUGGACGGUAUGAGAGGACUCUUUGGAUACCAGUGGAUGUUCUUGGUUUAUGGAGUCGUUACUAUUUGUGUUGGUAUUUCUCUUAAUUGGUGGCUUCCAGGAAGACCUUUGGCAUUUGGAAAUGAAGACGGCCGUUUUAAGAACAGAAUUUUGCGAUUCUUGACUGCUGCUAUCAAAGACGGAUCGAACGUUCUUACCCCAGAAGAGAGAGAAUUACACGCAAGAGACAUGGCUGCCAGUUAUAGCAAGCCUCCUGUCUGGGGAUUAUCUGAGCUUUGGAAAGUUUUCAAAGAUGUCAGAAUCUGGCCUUUGAUCAUGAUGUAUUUUGGUGUGGUAGGCGCAGGAUAUGGUCUAGCGGUAUUUGCUUCAACAAUCAUAAACAACAUCAAUCCAAAUCUCUCUUCAAUUGACCUCUCGUUGCUGGUGGCACCAAUUUGGCUGUUUGAUCUUGCAGCCAUUCUUCUAAUCACACCAUUUUCGGACAAAUACUCUAGACAUCGUGGUAUUGUUUUCUCGUUUGCAACCUUGAUUAUUAUUACGGGUUUGCUCGUGACAACAUACGCACCCGGUCCCUGGAGCAGAUAUGGAGGUUUGCUAAUUUCUGGGUUUGGACUGGGUCCUACUGUACCAAUUUGCAUGACAUGGGCAGCAGAAAUCUUUGGUCCUCGCCACGGCGAUUUGGGUACAGCAGCAUCAGCUGCUCUUGUUUCGGGCCUAGGUAACUUGGGAUCUGUUACAACAUGUUAUGCUCUUUAUUCAGGCUGGCCUGCGGAUGCUGCUAGAGGCUACCGUGAUAGUAACAUGGUCAUGGUUGCUAUCCUAGGCGUCAGUAUCAUUGCGGCAGGUGCCUGUACUGCUGUUCGUUGGGCUCUAGGAGAUCUUAAAAAGACAAACACCACAGCCUCGCUCCACGAUAGAUUUUAA